CGCUCUCAGGUUACUCGCGUGAAGUUGUGGACCAGAGGAGAUCGGAGACAUCCGGCGACCUGAGGACGGAGGAGACGCGUGGAGGCUCCGGAGGAAAGUGGGCUUCACUUCACUGGACUGGAUUUACUGGGCGAGGAGACGCACCGGGACGAGUUUGUGGCGUUUAACUGGGAGAGCGAGCAUUCCCAACAGUAUGCGGUGCAGCUAUGGCAGGCAAGGGUAAGACCGUCGUGAGGACGCUGGAGGAUUUAACGCUUGAUUCUGGUUAUGGUGGAGCCGCGGACUCGGUCAGGUCUUCCAGCGUGUCGCUGUGCUGCUCCGACGCGCACCAGUCCAUCGCGCAUGGGGGCAACGGCUGGCAUCUGACGGAAUCCAUGCACAGCCGACAGAACAGCGUGGACACGGUGAACACCGUCCUGGCGGAGGACACGGAGAUCCUGGAGUGCUCGGGUCAGUGCGCCAAGCUGCCCGAGCUGGAGGACGUGCCAUGGAGCCUCGGCGAGGUGGAGGGCGCACUGAGGAGGGACGAGGACCUGAUGCUGGGGAACCCGCCGCCGGAGGUCCUGGCGCGGCUGUCGGCGCUCAUCGGCCGCGCGCUGGUGCGGGUGGCCCGGGAGGCGCAGCGGCUCAGCCUCCGCUACGCCAAGUGCACCAAGCACGAGAUCCAGAGCGCCAUCAAGGUGGUGCUCUCCUGGACCGUCUCCGUCAACUGCAUCACGGCGGCUCUGAGCGCGCUGUCCCUCUACAACAUGAGCACCGGGGACAAGUUCAGCCGCGGCAAGUCGGUGCGCUGCGGGCUGGUGUUCUCCGUGGGGAAGUUCUUCAGGUGGAUGGUGGAUAGUCGGGUGGCCCUCAGGAUCCACGAGCACGCCGCCAUCUACCUCACCGCCUGCAUGGAGAGCCUGUUCCGGGAGGUGUUCGGCCGCGUCCGGCGCAGCGCGCUGGUGGAGAGGGACAACGGGGUGCCCAAGUUUACGCUGGAGUCUCUGGAGCAAGCCAUCAACGGGGACUCGGAGCUGUGGGGUCUGCUGCAGCCCUACCAGCACCUCAUCUGCGGCAAGAACUCGAGCGGUGCACUGAGCCUGCCGGAGAGUUUGAACCUGCACCGGGACCAGCAGCGCUCCGGGAGGGGCGGCGAGGGCCAGGGCUACUCGCAGGCCGAGCUCCGCACGCUGGAGCAGUCGCUCCUCGCCACCCGGGUGGGAAGCAUCGCCGAGCUGAGCGACUUGGUUUCCCGGGCCAUGCACCACCUGCAGCCGCUGCACAUCAAAAACCCCAGCAAUGGCACGCCGGUCCACCAGAAGACCAGCAGCACGGUGCACUGGGAGCCCGAGGCGCUCUACACCCUGUGCUACUUCAUGCACUGCCCACAGAUGGAGUGGGAGAACCCGAACGUGGAGCCGUCCAAGGUCACGCUGCAGACUGAGAGGCCGUUCCUGGUGCUGCCGCCGCUAAUGGAGUGGAUCCGGGUGGCGGUCGCCCACACCGAGCACCGGAGGAGCUUCUCCGUGGACAGCGACGACGUGAGGCAGGCGGCCCGGCUGCUGCUGCCCGGUGUGGACUGUGAACCCCGGCAGAUAAAAGCGGAGGAUUGUUUCUGUGCCACCAGGAAGUUGGACGCCGCCUCCACCGAGGCCAAGUUCCUGCAGGACCUGGGCUUCAGGAUGCUCAACUGCGGGCGGACGGACCUGGUCAAGCAGGCGGUGAACCUGCUGGGGCCUGAUGGCAUCAACAGCAUGAGCGAGCAGGGGAUGACCCCUCUCAUGUACGCCUGCGUCCGGGGCGAUGAGGCCAUGGUCCAGAUGCUGCUGGACGCCGGCGCCGACAUCAACAGCGAGGUGCCCACCACAGUAAACAAGCACCCCUCAGUUUACCCCGAAACGCGCCAGGGGACGCCGCUCACUUUUGCUGUGUUGCACGGACACGUCCCUGUCGUGCAGUUGCUGCUGGAUAACCGAGCGAAUGUGGAGGGCGCCCUGCAGGAUGGGGCUGAGAACUACACGGAGACGCCGCUUCAGCUCGCCGCCGCUGCAGGGAACUUUGAGCUGGUGAGUUUGCUUUUGGAACGAGGGGCCGACCCCAUGAUUGGGACCAUGUGUCGAAACGGCAUCUCGUCGGCUCCACUGGGCGACAUGAACUCCUACAGCCUGGCAGCAGCACACGGCCACAGGAAUGUCUUUCGGAAGCUGCUGUCCCAGUCGGAGAAGGACAAGGGGGACGUGCUGUCCCUGGAGGAGAUCCUGGCCGAGGGUUCGGAUCCCGGGGAGAAGAGGUUGGCUCUGCAGGCCAACAGCGGCGGUGGGACCCUGCGAACAGGAAAGGCCAAACUGAGAGCCCUGAGAGAGGCCAUGUACCAUAGUGCAGAGCACGGCCAUGUGGACAUCACCAUAGACAUCCGCAGCUUAGGCGUUCCCUGGACGCUGCACACCUGGCUCGAGUCCCUGCGCACCUGCUUCGUCCAGCACCGCCGGCCGCUGAUCCAGGGCCUGCUCAAGGACUUCAGCUGCAUCCAGGAGGACGAGUACACGGAGGAGCUGAUCACACACGGCCUGCCGCUCAUGUUCCAGAUCCUCCGCACCAGCAAGAACGAGGUGAUAAGCCAGCAGCUGUCGGUUAUUUUCACCCAGUGCUACGGGCCCUUCCCCAUCCCCAAGCUCACGGAGAUCAAGAGGAAACAGACCUCGCGCUUAGACCCUCUCUUCCUGAACAACAAGGACAUCUCUGACGUCACGUUCCUGGUGGAGGGGAAACCGUUUUAUGCACAUAAAGUUUUGCUGUUUACAGCUUCAGCCAGGUUCAAGUUGCUGCUUCAGAACCGACCAGCAGCAGAAAACACCUGCAUUGAGAUCAGUCACGUCAAGUACAACAUAUUUCACCUGGUGAUGCAGUAUCUGUACUGCGGAGGCACCGAGUCUCUGCACAUACGCAACACUGAGGUCAUGGAGCUCCUGUCUGCAGCCAAGUUUUUCCAACUCGAGGGCCUUCAGAGACACUGUGAGAUCAUCUGCUCCAAGAACAUCACCACCGAGACCUGCGUGGACCUCUACAAGCACGCCAAGUUCCUCGGCGCCUCUGAGCUGACGGCGUUCAUCGAGGGCUAUUUCCUGAAGAACAUGGUGCUGCUGAUCGAGCUGGACGCCUUCAAGCAGCUCCUGUACGAGCCUCCUCCGCCCGAGAGCCCCGUGUCCAGCCCGGGCAUCUGCUCCGACAUCCUCCUGGACCUGGAGAAGACUCUGGCCACGCGCAUCCACUCCAUCCACCUCUCCACCUCCAAGGGCUCCGUGGUGUGACACCGUCCUCUCCGGGGGGGGGGCCUUUCCCAUCCGGACGCAGCAUCCAUGUAACGCCACCGUUUACACACUGUCACCCCGUCCACCUGCCCCGGCCCCGCUGAUGAAGAGGAGGAUGAGGAGGAGGAAGAGGAGGAGGAGUUUUUCUAUGUCAGGGAUUCCCUUUAAUUCUGCCUGUUGCAGCUAACUGAAGUUAAACAAGACAAAAAUCAGAGGGAGAACUUUCUCACUCGUCCUCCCACUGCUCCCACUGAAAAUAAUAACGACAAAUAAAGAAAAACACACAACCCAACAGUAUAACUUAGACCAAACCACGAUUAUACAACUUUCUAUCGUAUUUCACGUAGAAAAACAUGCAUGAAAUACAAAGACUAUUUACCCUUUUGUUUUGUUUUAUGCUUAAAGAAAAAGGUAGAGUAGAAUCUAAACUCAACACAAGCAGCUUUCUCUCGUCAUCUCUAUCAGGAGACUUUGGUUUACAGAUGUCAUCUCUUCAUGGAAGUGGAUGCCGUCACCAUUUUGGAGCAUAAUCCGGAGUAUACACCCGAUUUUAAAAAAAGUGAUUAGUAGCAAAAGCCAGCAGAUACAGAUUCCUAGGUGGACGUGUCCUUUCUGUCUCCUCUGUGUGGGCGUCUCACUGUGUUAUAUCGACCGUGUGCAGAGGCCAAACCAAUCACACCAACUUCCACCGUCCCAUGGCCGACACACCGCUGAAGAAUCUAUGCUUGAAACACGGACGUCCACCUGGGAGAGGAACUUGUGAUAGACCACCGUGAACACACUGUCAUCUUGGGUUCUUUUUUUUUUUUGCAUGACACCUCCUCGAACUGAGCUGAACCCCAUGUUGCUUUUUAGGAAGAGCUUACUUCACGAACAAGGGGGGGGGGGGGGGGCUGCCUGUUGAACUUUCCAUCCACAGCAGGACAGACGGGACAGACGAGGGACUUUGUGUAAAUACGUCCUGAACGUCAUCGUGCUGGUUCUUUUUUGUUAUUUUUCCUUUUUUUUGUAAACUGAUGUACAGUAUCCUCCAACACCCGCUGACCACCGGUCUCAUUGAACUGAAUGUUGCUCCCUGGACAGUUCGUUCCUGCUGUGUGUGUGUGUCUGUGUGCGUGCGUGUGUGUGUCUGUUUAUGCAAAGUUGCAUGUUUAAUCUGUUUCAGUACGACUCCUGCGUUGCGCUGUAGCUGUGCUCUGUGUGUAGACGGGUCGGAGCUGAGGUCCAGUCACAGGACGUUCCCUUUAUCUCAUGUUCAGAUGUUUGAUGAUGACACAUUCCAGUCGAUCAGGGUCGAUCACACGAUGCAUUCUUUUGUUUGUUUUGUUCCACUUUUCAUCCUCAUCUUCUCAGUAACAUCAGCACUGGAUUCAUUAGUAGACGAUGUUUUAUGACAGAUGUAUUUCUAUCCACUUGGUUUUCUGGUCACGCCAGAAACUUUGCAAAAAAAACAGUUGGAAAAUAAGAAGUGAAAACAAGUUCAUGGUGAAGAGCAGGUGAUUUAAACGUCCUCUGAAACGGCAGCAGAUGAAAACAUCACAUCAGAGCUGGUGGAAGAAAAUUGUGUUGAUCCGCAUUUUCUUUUGCUUGAUUUCUGAAAAUGUAUUUAAGAUUUGUUCUAAAUUCAGAUGUUCAGUUUCAAAGCACGAACUGCUGCUUAAGAAAACAUCUGUUUCUGAUGAAAUAUGGAAAGUUUGUUUAUGUUAUCAACAAAAACUUGAUAAGACUGAGGAGGAAGAAACACCCAACUACUGAUGUUAGAGCUCUGUCUUGUGUUGUAUCUAUCGAAGGUGGAAGCUGAAGAUUAACACAAUAUGAAGCUUUACAUAAUUAGCAUUUUGCUUCUGAAUCAAAUCCACAUGAAUUCGUUGACUGUGGCAAAAACCAUUCUGACUGGUUUCUUUCUCCAUGGAACAGCAGCCGGGGGUUGAAUCAUCCAAAAGACAAAAGAUUCUUCAGUGAGGAAACUGAAAUAAAGAAACAGGCGGUCACACAGUCACUUACACUAACAGGAUUUUUAGUGUUUCUGGAAGAGUCACAUGUUUGUGUGUUCAGCUGAAUUGAGAAUAUGAGUGUGAAGACAGAAAGGAAGAGGAAUAUUUCAUUCUCAAGCUAAAGAAAGAGAAACUAGAUCUCAGACAGCUGAACCAGUUACUGCAUCAAUAACUGAAACUAAAGGAAGUGGCAGAUUGGUAUAUGUCAGUUAUUGAUCUGGUGAUUGUUCCAUGUGUUGUGAGAUCUUUUCCUCUUUUUGUGGCUUCAGGUCAAAGUUGUUGUUUAGUAUUAAUUUGAUUCCAUGAAGAAAAGUUGUGUGGUUUCCAUCAGCUCUCGAUGCAAAGUGUCCUCGUACCUUGUGGUGGAAGUUUCUGCAUGAAUCUGAUUUCACCUUCAGAUAAAUCACACAACUUAUGGCUUCAAAUAUUGUAGCACACUCCAAGAAAAACAUCUACUCAAAUAUUUGUUUGGGACCGAAAACCAUGAGAAACCCUGAGGCACAUACAAGUUGGUUUAACUUCUGUAAAUAGUUACAGAAAAAUUAAAUAUAUAUAUAUUAUCCUACAACUUUAUUUUCUUACCUACAUACAUAGCACUAUAUAUUUUAUUUUACAUUCCACAGCUAUUUUGUUUUACAAAAGAGAUAUAAGAAAAAACAGAUGAUAUAAAAAGAUGCUUUAAAGUUUUGAAUUUAAGCAAUAUUUCCAUCGGAUUGUAUUAUUUUGACGAAUAUGUCACAUGGAUAUGGAGCUACAGUAUAAAUGUGAAUCAAAAGACACACAACAGAAAAAUGAGUGACUGAGAACAACUGAAUAUACUGUGUUUUGUUUAUAUUCUGUGAAAUUAAAUUGUCUAUUUGGUUUUAAAUGUAUUUCAGCCAUUUUAAGAGAUUAUAACUUUUUCCCUGAGAGCGUUAAGGAAGCAGAUAAGUUAUUAACUGGACAUAAAUCACCCUCGCACCAUACUUGACUUUUUGUUCACUCAUCCCACACACGCCCAUGUCAUUUAAAAAACGAAUGAUUUAAAUGUGCAAAUGUGACUUAAAGAUGCAAAACCAGGGUAACAAGGUUCAUAAUGAUGUCAAGCACUGUGUGUGCCAGUGUCACUUUGUAGCCUCACAAUCGAACGUGAGCUUCAGUUCGAGUCGUGUUGUGACGACAGCUGGAUCCGGCUUCAACGUUUAAAAACAAGAUGUUUCUAUGAGUCUCAAUGUUUGCGUCCUUAGCAGAAGACUAACUUUAGCUUGCCCCUGCUCUGGAGCUUCUGAUCCAGCCCCCGGGGGUCACGGCUGUAACCGUCGGUUCGCAUGGCUCUUCAUGUUCGGUGUCGUCCAGAAUGUGCUCUGUUCACCAGCUUUGUCCAAUCGAGACUCUCUCCUCCGGUCGUCGGAGAGUUUUUCCUUGCCUGCGUGUUUGCUCCUGGUGAUAAAAGACAUUUGUCCAAUAGAAGCAGUGGAAACAUGCAUGGGACGUUCACUAGGUUUCUAAUCCACAAGGAGGUGUGUGUGGGGAGGUGGGGGGGACUUUUGCUAAUUUUCCUUUUAUUAUUUUUUUUCCCCCUUUGAUGAGAACAUGUAUAUUGUACAAAGUAUGUAUAUGGAAUAUAAAUUAUACAUGGUGUGAGGAGCAGGGAUGUGGCGGAGUAUAACAACAAACAGGAAUGUUACACUCGUGCUACGGAUUCUGUCGUUCCAUGACAUGCUUUUGUGGACAGCUAAUAAACGACCACAGUUCAAAAGGA
This is a messenger RNA of Pleuronectes platessa (European plaice), 7025 nucleotides long. RefSeq names its product ankyrin repeat and BTB/POZ domain-containing protein 3-A. Lineage: Eukaryota; Metazoa; Chordata; Actinopteri; Pleuronectiformes; Pleuronectidae. Bases 207 to 3290 code for a protein of 1027 amino acids. The record is from RefSeq and is a predicted model, not a curated record. Gene Ontology annotation, molecular function: protein heterodimerization activity. The transcript is spliced from 17 exons.